UCACUUGGCUAUCAGGUUCUGUUAGUAACGUUAAGCUUUGUAAACGCGGUAUGAAUAGACAACAUCUGGGUUUUCCUGUUAGGCUAUGUAUUUGGGUGUUUUACAAACAAACCGUAAUUUAAAUUGUUUUCACAAUGCAAGCUGGACGGCAUUUUGGCUAGCUAAAUUUUAAAACUAACCAGCGAGCCAAUUAGCUUGUCAAAAUAGAACUCAGUAGUAGUUGCCAUGUGAAGUAUAGCUAAGUUGGCCAGCUAGACAGAUCACUGUAGCUAGCGUAGGUUAAUUCAAAAUUAAUAUUAAACGUUUCCCGUUGUCAUAUGUGACUGUAUUACCACCUGAACAUAGUCAGCGAACUGUUAUUUUCGCAAAUUGCGAUUUGCUACAGCCUAAACAGCUAAGACGUAGACGUGUAAUGUUUUAAUGUUAGCUAUAGGUAGUUUACUAAUCUUAGCCGUCUUGUGGAAGGCCAAGCAGGCACCUUAACGACCUUCUAGGUAGUUCAGAAGGAGCAGGAAGCUGGAGAGUGUGGUUCUCAGUAAGAUGAACUUUGAGUCGUUCGUGCGGGACCUGCUUCUGGUGCGGCAGUACAGAGUGGAGGUUUACAGGAACAAGGGCUCCAGUAAGGAGCAUGACUGGCAGCUGACCUACAAGGCGUCUCCUGGUAAUCUGACCCAGUUUGAGGAGAUCCUCUUUGGGGGAGCUGGGGGGUCUGGGGCAGCAGCAGCGGGCGUGGUCGGGGUGCGCCUGGGUUCCGGCGAUGGGCAGCGCAUGGUGGGCGUGGGCUACGUUGACUCCACCCUGCGGAAGCUCGGGGUGUGCGAGUUCCCGGACAAUGACCAGUUCUCCAAUCUGGAGGCUCUGCUGGUGCAGAUCGGCCCCAAGGAGUGUGUACUGCCUGGGGGUGACAGUGCUGGGGACAUCGGCAAGCUCCGACAGGUGGUGCAGCGUGGGGGCAUUCUUCUUUCGGACAGGAAGAAGGCAGAAUUUAACACUAAGGAUAUGGUGCAGGAUCUCAAUCGCCUGCUCAGAGCCAGGAAGGGUGAGACCGUGUCUAGCGCUGCCCUGCCUGAGAUGGAGAAACAGGUUGCCAUGUCAUCUCUGGCGGCAGUCAUCAAGUAUCUGGAACUGCUCUCCGACGAGGCCAACUUUGGCUCCUUCCAGUUGACGACCUUCGACCUCAGCCAGUACAUGCGUCUCGACAACGCCGCUGUCCAGGCCCUCAACCUCUUCCAGGGUUCCCCUGACGACACGACGGGGACGCACUCCCUGGCCGGCCUACUGAAUAAAUGCAGGACCCCACAGGGACAGCGACUGGUCAACCAGUGGAUCAAACAGCCCCUGAUGGACCACAACAAGAUCGAAGAGAGGUGAGGGCAUGGCCCGGGGUAGGACCUCCGUG
This is a messenger RNA of Anguilla rostrata (American eel), 1399 nucleotides long. It is a transcript of the gene msh2, whose product is annotated as mutS homolog 2 (E. coli). The transcript has 6 exons. The record is from RefSeq and is a predicted model, not a curated record. Gene Ontology annotation, molecular function: mismatched DNA binding; ATP binding; ATP-dependent DNA damage sensor activity. The coding region runs from base 541 to 1371 and encodes 276 amino acids. Gene Ontology annotation, biological process: mitotic recombination; somatic recombination of immunoglobulin genes involved in immune response; mismatch repair. Gene Ontology annotation, cellular component: MutSalpha complex; nucleus. NCBI's taxonomy places the organism in Eukaryota, Metazoa, Chordata, Actinopteri, Anguilliformes, Anguillidae.